AUGUCGUUCCGCGAUCUCCGCAAUUUUACUGAGAUGAUGAGGGCGCUGGGGUAUCCUCGACUCAUAUCCUUGGAGAAUUUCCACACCCCAAACUUCAUGCUUGUGUCAGAAGUGCUGCUGUGGCUGGUGAAAAGGUAUGAACCUCAGAGUGACAUUCCUGGGGAUGUGGAGACAGAGCAGGACCGGGUUUUCUUCAUUAAGGCCGUGGCUCAGUUCAUGGCUACCAAGGCUCACAUCAAGCUGAACACAAAGAAGCUGUACCAGGCUGAUGGAUAUGCUGUGAAGGAGCUGCUCAAGGUCACCUCGGUGCUCUACGGGGCCAUGAACACCCAGGGAGGGGAGCCUGCACACCUCCCUGAUGAGGACAGCACCAAGUUCAAGUUUGAUCUGGGCUCAAAAAUUGCUGACUUGAAGGCAGCUAGACAGCUUGCUUCUGAAAUCACCUCCAAAGGAGCAGUCCUGUAUGACUUACUUGGCAAAGAGGUGGAACUGAGGGAAGCAAGGACAGAAUCUAUUGCCAGACCUUUGGAGAUAAAUGAGGCUGAGAAGGUGAUGAAAAUUGCCAUUAACAACGUUCUGGGAGAAGUCCAAAAGACUAAAGACAUGUUGAAUAAUGUGGCUUUGGAUGAAGCCAAUUUGGAAGCCAAGAUUGAAAAACGAAAAUUGGAACUGGAAAGAAGCCAGAAGAGGCUGCAGACUCUGCAGAGUGUUCGCCCUGCUUUUAUGGAUGAGUAUGAGAAGAUUGAGGAGCAGCUGCAGAAGCAGUACAGUACUUACCUAGAAAAGUUCCGAAAUCUGACCUACAUGGAGCAGCUCCUGGAUGAUCAUCGACGGGCAGAGCAGGAGAUGUUUGAGGAAGCAGCCAACAUGUUACAUCUUAUUCAGAGCAGGCUGAAGGAGGAGGAGCAGCACCUGCUCAAGAGUGGCAGUAAUGACGACUCUGACAUAGAAAUCCAGGAGGAUGAAGGAUCUGACAGCGAGGGGGAUUUGCAGAUCACGAGGCACCGCAUCAGCACAGAAGCUCUCCUGCAAGGAAGAGUUGGCACACGGAUCGUGGGAUCAAUGCAAGGUGGAGACACAGAGGAAGAUGGGACCCCAGCCCCAGCACGGCCAGGCCGGCGCAAGGCACAGGAUGACUCAGGGGAUAGUGAGAUUGACCUGGAUGAAGAUGAAGAUGAGGAGGAGGAGGAUGAUCUGGAAGAUGACAGCAUGGAAAUCUCCCCAGGCAAAUCCAGUCUCCGAGCAAGGAAGCCAGAGCCACUGGAGCAAAGUGAUAAUGACUUCUGACCCUUCAGUAGCAGGAGGCCUGUGGAAGCACA
Messenger RNA from Cinclus cinclus, 1319 nucleotides. It is a transcript of the gene IFT38, whose product is annotated as clusterin associated protein 1. Bases 1 to 1287 code for a protein of 428 amino acids. The transcript is spliced from 13 exons. Gene Ontology annotation, cellular component: intraciliary transport particle B; centrosome; cilium. NCBI's taxonomy places the organism in Eukaryota, Metazoa, Chordata, Aves, Passeriformes, Cinclidae. The record is from RefSeq and is a predicted model, not a curated record. Gene Ontology annotation, biological process: cilium assembly.